GUGGAUGCAAGUCCUUCGGCAUUAUGGGUUCAUUGUUGGCGACCUUUGGUGCAGUGUAUGGCAAGAUUGUGUUGUGAUUGUCGCAGACAAGUUCGCACUCAAGCUUUGAACUACCUUGUGCGUUCAUUUUUGAUAGCCGAUAUGCAAGCGAUGAGUGCUUUGGACUGGGAGAAUUGUUUCGGCGAUGUACUGUUCCCGUUGGCGCAUAAACUGCUCGAUAAUCUCUCACCGAUGGAUCCGAUUGGAAUGGAGGAAACACGCGUUCGCGCUAUGCAGUUAAUCUGUAAAAUAUUACUCAAUCACUUGACGUGA
Molecule: messenger RNA, 312 nt
Organism: Anisakis simplex (herring worm)
Lineage: Eukaryota; Metazoa; Nematoda; Chromadorea; Rhabditida; Anisakidae
Source: the annotation of a GenBank genome assembly